Messenger RNA from Ipomoea triloba (trilobed morning glory), 1468 nucleotides. RefSeq lists its product as uncharacterized. The transcript is spliced from 3 exons. Lineage: Eukaryota; Viridiplantae; Streptophyta; Magnoliopsida; Solanales; Convolvulaceae. The coding region runs from base 211 to 1179 and encodes 322 amino acids. The record is from RefSeq and is a predicted model, not a curated record.
UAAAAGACGAUUCCCUUCUCUUCUCUUCUCUUCUAGAGUCUACACACCCCUCCCUCUCCUGCUGUCGUUUCAUUUCAUGCUCUCAGUAUUGUCUAGACGUGUCAACUCUCCACCAUUGUUUUCCCAUUCUAAAGCUUCUUCCUAUUGUCUUUGUCACAAACCCACCGAUGGUUUUCCGCAUUUAAUCUCCAAACCCCUCACCCAGCACCCAUGUUGUGUUCUAUCUCCGCCCAGAAAUCCGGCACUUCUAAAUGGCUCGACCGUCUCCGAUCCUCCAAGGGCUUCCCGCCCGGAGACUACCUCAAUCUUGAACAGUUCUUGCGUCAGACCAGCAAUUCUCCUGCUCCAAUUAACCCCACCACCAAGUUGGGGCAAACUAACCUCGCUUCAGUGUCCUGCUCGGAGAAACAACAGGUUCUUGAAACUCCGGUCGAUCCCGCCGGGGGUAAACAGCUCUUCAACGCGUUUACCAAUGUCCUCUCUGAGCUGUUCAAUAUGGGAGAAUCGAGUAAUUUCCCAGCGCAAAAAAAGGGGCCCCGGAAACAAAUUAACCCUAGGUUCUUCGCCGCUUCUACUUCGUCGGAAUUGAAUAAUGUUUCCGGCUCCGGAGAUGACCGGGGGAAAGACAAGAGCGCGUCUCCGAUGAGCGAUGAUCAGAGUAGAGUGGAAAUGAAGCUACUGGAGCAAAGCGAGGAAGAGGAGGAGAAGAUAGAUGCACAUUUAUUUGGGUUUUCCCGGAGCGAGGUUACUGUGAUAGACACGAGCUGUGCGCCAUGGAAAUGCGAUAAAUUGUUGUUCAGAAAGAAGAAUGUGUGGAAGGUUCGCGACAAGAGAUCUAAGACGACGAUACAUUUGGGGAAGAAGAAGAAGAGGAAAGCCAAUGAGGAUGGGAAUUUCGGUGGAAUUAAGAAACACAAGGUUUCGAAUGGAGAAGAGACUAAAAUUCCAAACAUUAUCGAAGGACUUCAACCAGGGAAUAAAUUUGAAGAAGGCUGUAAAAAGACAUUAGAUAGUGUUGGCCAGACUGUUGAAAAGAAGCAUAGAGACUUUGCAUUGAAGAAAGCAAACUCAUCUGUUGUUCUCAUAAAAAACAUUCCGGCAAGUAAGAAGAGUGGAACAGGCAUCCCCAAGACUAACUUGAAGUCAUCUCAUCAUCGACCCCCACCGAAGCUGACUUAAGAAUGCUUUCAAGUGCAGAAGCUAGCUGCAACUGCAGGGAGGGAGUUCAAUCUUGCCAACAACGAAACAUAGCGUAGCUAUGGAGAUGGCGGGGAGUCGGGGACUUCACCGGUGGUGGUAGGUCGGAAGCCAAAUUAAAGCGUUUGAGUUAUAAUACUGUGAGAACUAUUUUAAAUUGAUUAAAUCAUUCUUCAUUAACAUCUCAUUCGAUUUUUACCAUCAUCUGUUAUCAUUUCAUGUUCGAAUCCAUUUAUAUUUUGAUUUAGUAUAUCCAUACAGUGCAAAAUGA